Molecule: messenger RNA, 450 nt
Organism: Anisakis simplex (herring worm)
Lineage: Eukaryota; Metazoa; Nematoda; Chromadorea; Rhabditida; Anisakidae
Source: the annotation of a GenBank genome assembly
AUGCGAAUUUUUGGACUUCAGAUUGAUCUGGAUUUGGCAAGAACACUACCGACAAAUAAGUUCUUCGACGAACCGAACUCGUCGAAAAUUUCGGCACUUCGUCGUGUUUUGUGUGCGUAUCGAUUUCACAAUAAACAGAUUGGGUAUUGCCAGGGAUUGAAUCGUUUGGCCGCAAUUGGUUUAUUGUUUUUGGAUGAGGCAGAUGCAUUCUGGUUUUUGGUCACUUGCGUGGAACAUCUGCAACCUAUCGACUAUUAUACGCAGUCACUACGUGGUGCUAUAGCUGAUCAAAAAGUUCUCAGAGAUUUAGUGGGCGAAAAGUUGCCCAGAUUUUCAACGCAACUGAAAAAAUUCGACGUCGAUCUGUCAGCGUUCACAUUGAGCUGGUUCCUGACGUGUUUCGUGGACGUCUUUCCGCAUGCGAUUUAUAUGCAGAUUUUUGACGUGUUC